Molecule: messenger RNA, 883 nt
Organism: Paralichthys olivaceus (Japanese flounder)
Lineage: Eukaryota; Metazoa; Chordata; Actinopteri; Pleuronectiformes; Paralichthyidae
Gene: acbd7
Product: acyl-CoA binding domain containing 7
Biological process (GO): fatty acid metabolic process
Molecular function (GO): fatty-acyl-CoA binding
Source: RefSeq, a predicted model, not a curated record
GUGUGUGUGUGUGUGUCAGUGUCAGUGUCACCGAUCUGACUGAGUGUGUGUGUGAGUCAGUGACAGUGUGUGAGUGAGGGUGACAGGCAGCCAAUCAGCUGCUGCGCUGCUCCCUGCUCCCUCCUCCUCUGCUGCUCUGCACCCACAGCUGCGUCGAGCCUCAACACCCGAACACGUCCAUCUCAUCCAGCUCCUGCGUCAGCGAACAUGUCUCAUCAGGCAGAGUUUGAGAAGAUGGCAGAUGAUGUGAAGAAGGUGAAGACGAAGCCCUCCGACCAGGAGUUGCUGGACCUGUAUGGGCUUUAUAAGCAGUCGGUGGUUGGAGACGUUAACGUCGAUCAACCAGGAAUGUUAGACAUGAAAGGAAAAGCCAAGUGGAACGCCUGGAACUCCAGGAAAGGAAUGUCCAAGGAUGAUGCCAUGUCAGCCUACAUCACCACCGCAAAGGAAGUCAUCAGCAAAUACGGGCUGUAGAACUGAAGAGGCAGAACUAAUGCGAACAACUAAUGCUAACUCCAAUACUAAAACAAUACUGUCCUACAUAACAAGUAGCCUUCUGCUGUCAGAGGCCAUAUUUCUACCGGAUAAUGUGAAAUUUUAGAUUUUGUUUUUUUGCUGUGAUUUAUUUCUUCUUGAUAUGUUGUUUGUGUUUAUACAGGUAAACUAAGAAACGUCUAUGCAUCCUCUGAUAAUAAAACAUUAACUUUGCUUUUUAAAAUUGCUGUUUUAUCUCAUUUAUGUUGUUUACAGGUAUAAUCCACAUGUGCACAGCAAUAUUUCGCAAACUUGUGCAUUUUGAUAUGUAACUUGAUAACAAUAAAAACUGUGUAAUGUCAACAUUGUUAACUGCACAAGUUUGUAAAUUAAAUCUCUUUCUCCUCUA